CCACAAUGUAUAGAACGGCUUUGCUACUGUCGUGCGUCUUUUUCAUCUACGCCUCGUUUCUCUCUUGGUCAUAUCUUCAAGAGAAACUUGCGUCGUCAGACUACUCGUUAGCAGUAACAGAUGCACCAGCAUUCUUUCAUUUCCCGUUGGUGAUCAACAUCGUCCAAUGCCUAUUCUGCAUUGUGUCCGGCUCCAUUUACCUUUACUCCAAAACUGUUGUGCCGACGACAAAAGAGAAAGAACAUGUGGCACCUGGAAUCAAGUUCUUCCCACAACUUUCCAUGAAGACGCUUCUCACCUUAUACGCCAUUUCGUUAUCUCAGUCUGUUUCUGCACCUUUGAGCUACAUGUCGUUGGAUCAUGUCGACUACAUUCUCUAUCUUUUGGCGAAAAGCUGUAAGCUCAUCCCCGUCAUGCUGGUCCACUACAUAGGGUUUGGCACAGUAUACCCCAAAUACAAAUACCUCGUCGCGUUCAUCAUCACGUCCGGUGUGGCCACAUUCACCAUUGGCGGCAUGAAGUCAGGGAAGGGAAGUCCAGGCGAAGACGGAAAUGUGAUGCUUGGGCUUCUCAUGCUUUGUGGCUCCCUCCUGCUCGACGGCUUCACCAAUUCGGCACAAGACAUUGUCUUCAAAAGAAACCCAAAGAAGUUGACAGGAGCGCAUAUGAUGGCAUACUUGAACUUCUUCACCAUGGCCAACCUUAUUGCGUACACCCUAACCUUCACAGACCAAUUCCGAGAUGUAUGCAAUUUCAUAAACAUCAAUGGCACGUUGGCCUUGCUCGACCUGAUCAAAUUUAGUCUUUGCGGUGCAAUCGGACAGAUCUUCAUAUUCAUCACACUCGAGCAGUUCAGCUCUGUUGUUUUGGUCACUGUCACCGUGACAAGGAAGAUGCUCAGUAUGGCGCUUAGUGUCUUCUUGUUUGGACAUGUUUUGAAUUGGAAACAAUGGUCGGGGUUGUCUCUUGUCUUUGCUGGCGUUGGACUUGAGAGUCUUGUAAAAAUAUUGCAAAGAAAACCAGCCGUUGCUAAGCAUGAGAAAAAGAAACAGUGAGGACUCCAUCUCCGUACAAACUUGUCUAAUUACUAUUUAUCUUUAGCUUUUUUUUCUGGUAUUAAAAAAACAUUAUAUAAAG
Pichia membranifaciens NRRL Y-2026 is the source of this 1137-nucleotide messenger RNA. RefSeq lists its product as hypothetical. The record is from RefSeq and is a predicted model, not a curated record. Gene Ontology annotation, molecular function: UDP-glucose transmembrane transporter activity; UDP-galactose transmembrane transporter activity. Gene Ontology annotation, cellular component: Golgi membrane; endoplasmic reticulum membrane. The transcript has a single exon. The coding region runs from base 6 to 1055 and encodes 349 amino acids. Gene Ontology annotation, biological process: UDP-galactose transmembrane transport. Lineage: Eukaryota; Fungi; Ascomycota; Pichiomycetes; Pichiales; Pichiaceae.